AUGUCUACUCCAGCAGCUGCAACAACAAUCGGCACACCAAGGUCGCAUCCUUCGCCUACACCUCAUGUCCAGGCUUCUCCUCAAAUGCAAACUGUUAGUCAUAUCCGAAAGGAAGUGGCAUGUCUGUUUGUCGUAGAAGGAACAGCACGAAUGCAACCACAUCUCGACGUGAUUAUCAAUGCCUACGUUGAUCCGAUCCUCAAGCAGCUACGCUCCUCAACAGAAGGGGACGAGCGACACCCAAAGACCAAAGUAACCCCUAUCCUCAAAUAUGGCAUGGUCAUCUUUGGUGAUUACGAGCCUGGAUCGAUGGUGACAGUGGAUCGCAAAUACUUUACAUCGGAUCUAUCGCUAUUCCAAGAGAUCUUUAGGAGCAUUUCUUGUGUGGAUGGCGGUAUUGUAAGGAACGCAACAAGUGAAGGAUUGGUCGCUGCUCUCGAGAUGUUUGAUGAAUAUCGCACUGAAUUGGAUGGAAUGGUCGGCGAACCUACGUUGCACUGCAUUUUGAUUUCCAACAGCUUGCCGCAUCAAAUAGGCACUCGACAAAAUUUGGAUGACAAGUAUAGCAAUUAUACGCUUGAGAACAUUGUACAAGACAUGCGCAAGCAUGAUAUCCAUUUAUCAUUGAUCACACCAUCCAAAGGCUAUGCCGAUUAUGAAAGAAUCGUCAACGAGGUCAACGACAAAAAGAUAGAGCUGCAUACGGUGGCCAAUACUGUUUCCCCAUCGCAUACGGUGAAGCUUGCUGGAUUCAAGUUGCCUGAAAAGCCUGCACAGCAACCAACACCAGAGAUCAGCAAACAAGAAACGCCCAAAGCAACGCCUGCUCAAGGAAUGACAACACCUAAACGACUAUCAGAAGCGAUUACUUCACCGCAAUCAGUAUCAUCGACAGAAUCAGCAAAAAAGAGAAAGCGAGAGAAUGUGCCUGGGCAAAUCAAUCUACCAAAAGCUACUGUGGAUCCUGCCAAAUUUGCACAGUUGGCCCAAAAGCAGUUGAAUGUGGCAAAUGCAGCUGCAUCGGCUCCACCAAGCACUGCUGCAACAGCAGCACCAGUAUCGGCUCCAACAAUGGCACAGCAACGACCACCUGCACCACCUACACAACAACAGCAGCAGCAGCAGCCACAGACUACGCCUUCUCAGCAACCACAACCAGUGCAACAAGUUCCUCAAGCACAACCAAUGCCUACUCAACAACCGGCACCUCCACAACAACCACCACAGCCACAACCACAACCUCAACAAACACCACAGCAGACGCCUCAACAAAUAAUGCAUCAACAGCAGCCUGCACAGAUGGCCAAGGGAGGUACACCACCACGACCUAUGCCAACACCUGCACAAAUUCAACAACUCAUACAACAACGCAAAUUGUUAAUGGCACAACCUCAAAGGACGGCACAGCAGCAACAACAAUUAAUGGCUAUCAAUGCAGCAUUACAAAAGUUUGCAGCAAUGAAAAGCAGCGAACAACAACAACAACAACAACAGCAACAAAACAUACCAAUGUCAGGAUCUGGUCCCAUGGCAACCAAUGCGACAUCAUCACCCAUGGCAUUUGGUGGCACCCAAGUACGACCUCCCAAUGUAUCUGACGUCUCCAAUACCCCGCAACAAGCACAGGCUGAUAUACAACAAAGGAAUAUCAACACAUCCAAUCCUGCUCAAAUGCAAAACAUGCUCACUCCACAACAACGCAUGAUGCUAGCUCAACAAUUCAGUAUGCAACAACAGCAACAGCAACAAAAGCAAUCACAACAACAGUCUCCUCAACGACCUGCCAUGGUAGGUGGAGCUGAUAGCAGCAAUCCUUCACAACAACAAAUGAUGCAAGCACAAAUGGUUCAACAACAACAACAACAACAGCAACAGCCUGUUCAAAACGUGCCUAUUUGGACUGGUCAAAUUGUAUGGCAUAUCAAGCAAAUGGAUAACUCUUUUCAAGAAUUCACUUGCUUUUGUGGUGCAUUUGCUAUGAUCAAGAAAGGAACCACCAUCAGCCGAGAGGAUUAUUAUCCUGAGAUGUGGCCACAGCGUAUCACCAUCGCAGGACGAGCAUCAAAUGCUGUAGCCAAUGCAAUGCUGAAUAUGAAGGUGAAUGAGCAUCAAUUGCCAUAUUGCAUUUUUCGACCACUCGACACCAGCACAGCACAAGACCACAACAACUUUAACCUCUUAAUAAAGAACCUGGAUCAAAAGAAAUCGCUUGCUAGAGCUGUAUUCUCUACCAACACCAAUGAACCACAGCAUGGAUUGAUCCUUACAGCAUAUGGUCCUCGUCUUGCGGGUGUUCUUUUUGCACGCGUCCCAUUGCCAGACUUUAACAAUUUAUCGCACCCAGCUGCAGCUGCAGCAGCAAUGGCUGCCCAGCAACAACAGCAGCAACAACGACUGCAACAACAACAACAACAACAGCAGCAGCAGCAGCAACCUCAAAGUAAUCCUGGAAUGACGCCAAAUGCUCCUACUAGCAAUGUACCUAUGACCCUUAUGGGAUUGUCGAUGGCGAAUAUGAAUCCUAAUAUGAUGAAUAACGCUGCUAUAUUGCAAGCCAUCCAACGCCAACAACAGCAACAACAACAACAACAGCAACAACAACAACAACAGCAACAACAACAACAACAGCAGCAGCAGUCUCAGCCUCAACAAUCUCAACCACAGCAAUCUCAACAGCAACAAAAUCAACAAGGCAUGAUGAAUUCGGCAGCGAUGGGAAGUCCUGUCAAUGCAAUGAAUGGUAUACGACCAGGUUUAACACAGCAGAGUUUGUUGAUGUCGAACCUUAAUUUACAAAAUGCAGGCAUGGGAGGAAACAAUGGAUUACCUGCCGGGUUACAAAUGAAUGCAAGCCUUGCCAAUCUAACACCACAAGCACUUCGAGAUUUACAGCAACGUAUGCUUCUGCAGCGACAACAGCUACAACAGCAGCAGCAGCAUCAACAACAACAACAUCAGGCACCUUCCAAUGAUCCUCCACAAAUGUAA
Lichtheimia ornata is the source of this 2988-nucleotide messenger RNA. RefSeq lists its product as uncharacterized. The transcript is spliced from 10 exons. Gene Ontology annotation, cellular component: transcription regulator complex; mediator complex. Gene Ontology annotation, biological process: positive regulation of transcription by RNA polymerase II. The record is from RefSeq and is a predicted model, not a curated record. NCBI's taxonomy places the organism in Eukaryota, Fungi, Mucoromycota, Mucoromycetes, Mucorales, Lichtheimiaceae. The coding region runs from base 1 to 2988 and encodes 995 amino acids.